AUGAUAAAGGAAUGUCAGAAUUGUAGUGGAGAAAUAUCAGAAUUGAUGUGGAGAAAUGUCGGAAUUGAUGGUAAAAGAAUGUCAGAAUUGAUAAUAGAGGAAUGUCGAAAUUGUAGUGGAGAAAUGUCAGAAUUGAUG
Molecule: messenger RNA, 138 nt
Organism: Ambispora gerdemannii
Lineage: Eukaryota; Fungi; Glomeromycota; Glomeromycetes; Archaeosporales; Ambisporaceae
Source: the annotation of a GenBank genome assembly